Messenger RNA from Danaus plexippus (monarch butterfly), 1613 nucleotides. RefSeq names its product mRNA export factor GLE1-like. The transcript is spliced from 8 exons. Lineage: Eukaryota; Metazoa; Arthropoda; Insecta; Lepidoptera; Nymphalidae. The record is from RefSeq and is a predicted model, not a curated record. The coding region runs from base 148 to 1485 and encodes 445 amino acids.
CACUAUUUUGACGUUUCCUAGAUGACAUUUGAAUUUGAAUUCAAAAUAUAUCUCGCCGUUAUUUCUGUUGUUCAGUAAACAUAAGUGUUAUGAUAUUUUCUCUUUGAUUGAAGUUAUUUUUCUUAAGUGGUCAACUGGAUUUAUAAAAUGGAGAAAACUCCAGCAUUUACACUCGAAAAUUUCAUUGGUAAUUGGAAUGGGGAGUUUCCUAAUCAUCCUUUGACCGCGGCUGACUUAAAAAAGCCUCUUGAAGUAAUGAAGGCACUGCUUGAAAUAUUCGAUCGCCUCGAUAUUGACAGGGAAGCUAUAUUGAAGCCUCCACCGGAAGAAAGUCGCACGGAGAGCCUGGCAUACUACUGGGACUUGCUGCCAGUCAUUAACAUGACACGUGUCAUCAACCACCUCGUGUCCGUAAUGCCGCAAGUUGGGGCCACUAUAAGCAUCAUCCACUUACUCCAACCGACGGUCACCACCUCCCAUUCCAUACUGCUACUGUUAUUCAAUUUGAUGGUAUUCAACGAGGAGAGGCUGCGAGAUAUAGCACCAUAUGAAGAGGAACUGUUUGCUAAGACUAAUCAGGUUAAGCUGUUAGAGGAUAAAAAGAAUCAACUCCUUAUUCUUCUGAAUCAGCAGGCAGAAGAGAAGGGGAAGAGAUCUGAGAAGCUCGAGAAGUUGGACCAAGACAUCAAAAUAUACGAGGAUGAACUCAAACAGGAGAAGGAAGCGUUAGCUGAGGACAAACUGGAAUUAGAGAUCGCGGAAAAUGAGAAUCGACGUAUACAAACUAUUCUAGAACAAAAGAAGACACACAGAGAUACUUUACUCGCAGAAGUAGAGAAGAAGAAGGCGUUGAGGGUUUACGACGCAGAGGAUAUAAAGGCUCAAGCCGAACAAGCUGCUAGGAACGUACAGGACGCUGAGGAGAAACUCAGCAAUUUGAAGGCAACGUUGAUGCAAAAGGAAAACAGCUUGAAGAACUUACAAGCUAUCAAACCCAAUCUGGACACGGCCAACAACUUGCUGUACGACAUGUCCAAGCUCAUGGAGAGUGUGCGGGAAUAUGAGGCUGGUGAUCUGGAAGCGGACAGCAAAGACGGAGAGCUGGAAGUUCUAAAUACAGAGCUGUCAGAGCUGGAGGUACAACUGCAAGAGUUGAAGACAGCAAGAGAGGAGGAGGGAGAGAAGAUGAGGGAAAAUAAUAUCAAGAGACAGAGAGAAAAAGAAAUACUUAUAAGUAACCUCCAUGAGGCGGAAGAGAGAGAGAGGAAGCAUCAGGAGCAAUCAGUGAGAGCUUCACAGAGAAUAGAGGAACUGAAGAAGGCUAUACAGAGAUAUGAACAGGAGAAGACGGAAGGUCUGGAGCACAUAGACAGGAUAAAGGACGAGUUUACCAAUGAGCUUAAAUCAAUCGAAGAUCUGCUCUUGAAGAAAGCCAAGGAAUCCAAAAAGAGAAUUGAAGAGAAAUUAAAGAAUAGAAAUGUAUAAUGCAUGUUAUUGGUAUCGACCACACGCCCCGAGGCCUGUCAGCGGAUGCGACAGUCGCCAUUGAUUUUUGUAUUCGGUUAAAACUAAAAAUAUUCCUACAUGUGUAUUAAUUAAAAUCUACUCCUACA